AUGACAUUUGAAGAUGAUUUUGUGGAAGAUGAUGAGAUGAACAUGAUUGAUGAAGACAGUGCAGCAUCUGACUCUGAAGCAGAAUCUUUAUCAGACUCCGAUUCAGAAAACGAAAUCACUGAGAAGUUAACUGAGCCGACCAAGACUGCUGUAUACAACAGAGAUGGUUUACUUGAUAAGCUUCAAGACAUUAGCUGGCCAGAAGAUGUUGACUGGACCCACAAGCUCACAGUUGAGAUCGAGCAGGGACAAGCUGUUGAUGUAAACGACGACCUCGCUAGAGAGAUGGCUUUCUACACUCAAGCCCUCGAAGGGACAAGACAAGCUUUCGGGAAGCUUCAAGAGAUGGGGCUGCCUUUCCUCAGACCAGCUGAUUACUACGCGGAGAUGGUGAAGUCGGAUACGCAUAUGGAGAAAGUGAAGUCUAAGCUUCUGUACGAGAAGAAACAGAUGGAGGAGACGGAGGAGAGGAGGAAAGCUAGGGAUAACAAGAAGAUGGCUAAGGAAGUACAGUCUCAGAAGAUGAAGGAGAGGGCUAAGCAGAAGAAGGAUGAGAUUGAGUCUGUCAAGAAGUGGAGAAAACAGAGGCAGCAGAGUGGGUUUAGUGAGAAAGGAGCUGGAGAACUUGAUCUUGAGUUUGGGAAUGGUAAGAGUUUCCAGAGAGGUGGUGGUGGUAAGAAGAGGCCUGGUGUGUCUCCUGGUGAUAGAUCAGGAGGGAAAGGGAAGGCUGCUUCGAGGAUGAAUAAUAAGAAGAGAGAGUUUAGGGAUUCUAAGUUUGGUCAUGGUGGGAGGAAAGGGUUGAGCAAGCAGAACACUGCAGAGACGACGAAUGAUUUCAAAGGAGGGUUUCGUGGAGGCAAAGCUGGUGGUGGUAACAAGAGACAGAAGAGAUAAACAAAGGUUUGUUCAUCUAUAAACCCAUCUACACUAUAAACUGUUUUGUCUUCUUUGGAUUAUUUAUUUUCUUGUUCUGUAAGACCCUCUUGAGUAAGGGUUUUAGGACCAAUGUCUUUAGUUGCAAUGUUGUACUACUGAUUGCAUGAAUUUUAACAAAGGUCCCAUGUGUUUCAAAGAAGUUAGGUGGCAAGAUGUUUCUUCUUUGAAUCAAUCUCAUAAAUUCAUCAGCGAACAAUAUGAUUUGA
Messenger RNA from Eruca vesicaria subsp. sativa (arugula), 1142 nucleotides. Lineage: Eukaryota; Viridiplantae; Streptophyta; Magnoliopsida; Brassicales; Brassicaceae. The record is from the annotation of a GenBank genome assembly.